This is a messenger RNA of Parus major (Great Tit), 525 nucleotides long. It is a transcript of the gene SHARPIN, whose product is annotated as SHANK associated RH domain interactor. The record is from RefSeq and is a predicted model, not a curated record. Bases 16 to 441 code for a protein of 141 amino acids. Gene Ontology annotation, molecular function: protein binding. Lineage: Eukaryota; Metazoa; Chordata; Aves; Passeriformes; Paridae. The transcript has 3 exons.
AGCCCCGAAAUCAGCAUGCCGGUGGUGGUGGAGGACGCCACGUCCUCGGCCAGCGUCACCCUGCGGGUGCAGCCCCACAUCACCAUCGGCACCCUCAAGGAACAGGUGUACCUGGAGCUGGGGUUCCCCCCGCAGUCCCAGCGCUGGAUCAUCGGGCAGAGCCUGUGCCGGGACGGGCGCAGCCUGAGCUCCUACGGCAUCCGGCACCACGGGGACCCGGCCUUCCUCUUCCUCCUGCCCGCGGCCACACCUGACCCCCACGGGCUGCUGAGGGCCCUGGGGAUGGAACAGGAGACACCUGGGACAGGUAACCUUCAUCAUCAUCAUCAUCAUCAUCCUCAUCCUCAUCAUCAUCCUGCUCCUUCCUCAUCCUCAUCAUCAUCCUGCUCCUUCCUCUUCCUCCUGCUCCUUCCUCUUCCUCCUGCCCGCGGCCACACCUGACCCACACGGGCUGCUGAGGGCUCUGGGGCUGGAGACACCUGGGACAGGUAACCUUCAUCAUCUUCAUCAUCAUCCUCAUCCUCA